This is a messenger RNA of Ostrea edulis (European flat oyster), 1254 nucleotides long. Its product is annotated as cytochrome c oxidase assembly protein ctaG-like. The record is from RefSeq and is a predicted model, not a curated record. Gene Ontology annotation, molecular function: copper ion binding. Bases 130 to 936 code for a protein of 268 amino acids. Gene Ontology annotation, cellular component: mitochondrial inner membrane. The transcript has 6 exons. Lineage: Eukaryota; Metazoa; Mollusca; Bivalvia; Ostreida; Ostreidae.
AAGUUUCCGGUUUGUAGUGUUCUCAUGCCGAGUUGAACCUGCUAACUGCUUGCAUAAUAUUUCUGUUUUGGGGAUUUACACUCACCGUUUUUGCUUUUCAUAAAUAUUUGACUCAUGAUAUCGUGAAGGAUGGUCCUCUACAUCGGCAGUACACUACUGAGAACAGUGAGGAAUGUGUCCGCGAGACAUUCCCCUGCCCCUUGGAACUGUCUGUUUAAAGUGCCAGGACUCUCAUUUCACUCUUUUACAAGGAAUUUAAAUCGAAAUAUCUUUAGUGACUUUAACAUAAAAUGCAAUAAGCCUGGACAGAGACUUGGUAUAACGAAGUGUGUACGAUUUCACUCUACAAAGAAACCGGACUCCGGCUGGAUGGACAGGUUACGCUAUUCCACCGCGGUAAUUAUUGUUAUGACUGGAGCUACCGUCUUGUCCGUCCCUCUGUAUCGAGUCUUUUGUCAGAAAUCAGGAAGGGGAGGUAAGGCCAUUCAGCUAGGCAGUGAGAAGGUGGAGAAUAUGAAGCCCCAGGACCGAGUGAUCACAGUCAAAUUUAAUGCUGAUUUGUCUGCUCAGAUGCAGUGGCGGUUCAGACCUCAACAGAAGGAAAUUCAGGUUCGUGUUGGGGAGACAGCCUUGGCAUUUUAUACUGCAAAAAAUCCCACUGAUAAACCCAUUAUAGGAAUUUCCACCUACACCAUAGUUCCCUUUCAGGCUGGAUACUAUUUCAACAAAAUUCAGUGUUUUUGCUUUGAGGAACAGAGGUUAAACCCUGGAGAAGAGGUGGAGAUGCCGGUAUUUUUUUACCUUGACCCGGAUUUGCUGGAUGACCCCAGGAUGGCCAAUGUGGAUGAUAUUGUUCUUUCCUACACAUUCUUUUCAUCAAAAGAUCAGGAAAUCAAAUAUCCAGGCCAGCAGGUCAUACCCUCCACCGGUUCUUAGGACAGAUGCUUGUAUCUUGGAUUAUUUCAAAAACAUUUGUAGUUAAAACUGGGACAGAUGUAACAAAGCCAUCAGGUCAUAUCUUUUACUGUGUGGAUGUUCAAUGUAAUUAAUGUACCUGUUUUUAAACUGUGUGUAUGAAUUUUUGAGAAUUCUAUAUUUAGUUUGUACAGGAGAACUUGUGUACAUUGACUUUGUCAACAGUCAAGUGACAUUGUUUUCAUGAUCUGUGUUAUAUGAAUAAGAUUUAUUCCAUGUUUGGAAUAUGGAAUUAUUUGAGAAAAGGAUUAAACAAAAACUGUGAUAUAAGUUACCCUA